Molecule: messenger RNA, 1708 nt
Organism: Tupaia belangeri chinensis (Chinese tree shrew)
Lineage: Eukaryota; Metazoa; Chordata; Mammalia; Scandentia; Tupaiidae
Gene: NKAP
Product: NFKB activating protein
Exons: 11
Coding region: 1-1062 (353 amino acids)
Biological process (GO): negative regulation of DNA-templated transcription
Cellular component (GO): nucleus
Molecular function (GO): chromatin binding
Source: RefSeq, a predicted model, not a curated record
AUGGCUGCAGCUGUCCAACGGCUGCUGCAGUGGAAGGUACUUCAAAGUUCCUGGCUGCCAAAGGACUUCAUCUCCUGCCAGCUGAGAUUUGUGGCGACCCGCUCGGAACCUGAAGGCUACUCACGCCCCUACGGUAGCGACAAGCCGUGGCCUAGCCUCCUCGACAAGGAGCGGGAGGAGAGCCUCCGACAGAAGAGAUUAAGCGAGAGAGAAAGGAUUGGAGAAUUGGGAGCUCCUGAAGUAUGGGGACUUUCUCCAAAGAAUCCUGAGCCAGAUUCUGAUGAACAUACCCCAGUAGAGGAUGAAGAGCCAAAGAAAAGCACCAGUUCAGCUUCUACUUCAGAAGAAGAUAAAAAGAAAAAGAAGAAGUCUAGUCACUCAAAAGAAAGAUCCAGGAAAAGGAGAAAGAAAAAAUCAUCUAAAAGAAAACACAAGAAAUAUUCUGAAGACAGUGACAGUGACUCUGAGUCUGAAACAGACUCCAGUGAUGAAGAAACAAAAAGGAGAGCAAAGAAAGCAAAGAAAAAGGAAAAGAAGAAGAAACACAGAUCAAAAAAAUAUAAGAAAAAGAAGUCUAAGAAGAGCAGAAAAGAGUCCAGUGAUUCAAGCUCUAAAGAUUCCCAAGAAGAGUUUCUAGAGAAUCCCUGGAAGGAUCGAUCAAAGGCUGAAGAACCCUCAGAUUUAAUCGGCCCAGAGGCUCCAAAAACACUUGCCUCUCAAGACGAUAAACCUUUGAACUAUGGGCAUGCUCUGUUACCUGGUGAAGGUGCAGCUAUGGCCGAAUAUGUAAAAGCUGGAAAACGUAUCCCACGAAGAGGUGAAAUUGGCUUGACAAGUGAAGAAAUUGCAUCAUUUGAAUGCUCAGGUUACGUAAUGAGUGGUAGCAGGCAUCGCCGAAUGGAGGCUGUGCGACUGCGCAAAGAGAACCAGAUCUACAGCGCUGAUGAGAAGAGAGCCCUUGCAUCCUUUAACCAAGAAGAGAGACGAAAGAGAGAGAACAAGAUUCUGGCCAGUUUUCGAGAGAUGGUUUACAGAAAGACCAAAGGGAAGGAUGACAAAUAAGGAUUUUCGGAUUGUUCAGCAGACAUUUUAACAACAAAAAAGAAAGUCUGGGCUCCACACACAUACACAAAAUGAUUAUUAUGCUCCAAAAAAGCUUUACAGUGCUACUGUGCCUUCUAUUUAAUUCAUUCACUCCUUCAAUAAAAAGCUGCUUAUUGAUAUAACUUUAGCAAGUUCUUGGGUUAUUUUCAAUUGACUAUGAUAACUUUCUAGUUAAAAAAUCCAAAUUACGGAUCAAAUUCUACUGUAUUGAGGCAGGCGGCACAAGAGACAAUGUCAGUGAAGUGAGAAGCUACAAUCUCAUGCCAUGGGACAGCGCCACGGUUAGCUCCACAUGAUGCCGUCCACCUGAACUGGGGGACAAUGAUCAUGUCCUUCUGUGUUGACUGUGUUAUACAUGGACUUGAUAGAAACAUAUAAGAGGCCACUUUUGUUAACAAAAAAUGAAGACGUCGCUGAAAAAGAAGCAAAUAUGGAAUUUGAACACUGACUUGUGUAAUGCAGUAGUCUGCCCUGGAAAUAAUGGAUUUUGGGUUAAGUCCCUACCUCUACUCCAAAACCAAAAAGCAAACUUACCCAUAUGACUGUUGAUUUGGAAAUAUGAGCAUUAACUUUUUUAAAUUCUUAGUAAGAUCAUGCUUAAAAA